AUGGGAGGCGAAACCUCUGCCGGAGAAGAGAGAGAGAGAGAGAGAGAGAAGAAAAAACCGGCGGAAAUGGGAAAUUCGAACUCGUCUUCCGUAAAUCAUCGCUUCACUUCUGCUUCCAGAGCUUUUACUCAGAAGAAGCUCGAAGAUCUCAAAUCUCUCUUCGCCUCCCUCGCUUCCCAAUCUCAGAGCAAUGACCAAUACGUAUCGUACCCCGUUUUCCAGGCGUAUUUUGGUCUGAGUGGCUCUUUAGGAGAAAGGAUGUUUGAUAUGGUCACUCAACACAGGAAAGAUGGUAAAAUGACUUAUGAAGAUCUUGUCAUUGCUAAGGCAACAUACGAGAAAGGAACUGAUGAUGAUAUUGCUGAGUUUAUUUACCAGACCUUGGAUGUAAAUGGCAAUGGGGUCUUGACGAGGUCUGAUUUAGAGUCGGUCCUGGUGGUGAUCUUCAAGAGUGUGUUCUCCUCCGAAAGCUCUGUUGCGGAAUCAAGUGAUUACGAGGAGAUGGUGGAUGCGCUCCUCAAUGCCGCUUCUUUCUCAAAAUCCGAUGAGGGUUCUAACGAAGGAAUGUCUUUUGAGGAUUUCAGAAGCUGGUGCUCACACGUUCCAGCUAUCAGAAAGUUUCUAGGGAGCUUGCUUAUGCCCCCGGGUCCAGCGAGACCUGGAUAUCAAGUCCCGCAUCUGCUCUGUGAGGAUAGUGUGGAUUCAAAUAUGCUACUGUUAAAGAAGGAAUACGCUUGGCACAUCGGAGGAGCUCUUCCUCACCACGAGCUUCAAGAGUGGAAACUGCUGUAUCACAGUUCCUUACACGGACAAAGCUUUAACACAUUCCUCGGACAUACAUCUGAAUUCUACGGAGACAUGAAGUCUUUUCUAUUCCAGCUAAACCCUAACGCAUCCAUUUUCCGACCAACUGGAGCAAACACCAACAUUCAAUGGUGUGCUACGAAUUUCACAUCGGAGAACAUUCCGAACGGCAUAGGAUUUGGAGGAAAGAUCAAUCACUUAGGUCUGUUUAUAUCAGCAAGCUUCGAUCAAGGACACACGUUUUCCUGCACGACGUUUGGUAGCCCGAGUCUGUCAAAGACGAGCAGAAUACAGCCAGAAGUGAUAGAAUGCUGGGGAAUCGUCAAGGCCUCCAACGAACUAGACUCUCAAGAGAACGCCCCUAAAGGUACUGUUCUAGACAGGUUUAAGGAAGAUCGCAACAUGCUCCAACUACUCGGCAUGGCAAGCAAUUCGAAUGAGUGA
Messenger RNA from Thlaspi arvense, 1248 nucleotides. The record is from the annotation of a GenBank genome assembly. Lineage: Eukaryota; Viridiplantae; Streptophyta; Magnoliopsida; Brassicales; Brassicaceae.